UGCCGCGGCAUUUGUGAUUAGCACACUCAAUUGAACAUGUUUGAUUCAUAGUAUAAUUUCUCUUCUUCGUUGUUUUUCCCUAUUUGUUAGACGAAACCCUUUCCGAGGACCGCAGGGCCAGUGAGGGAAGAAGAUACUCGCUCAAGCCGGAAACUCAUCAACACUCUAACGAGUCUGAGCAACGAAAAACACUUUGUAUGAAGCCGGGCUUGAGACGGCGGCUCCUCGAGAAGAAAGGAUAGUGAGCAGUAUCAGAAGAGAGCAAAGGAAAAGAGAGAGGGAAAAAAUGCCCCGCCCGCGCAUCCUCUUCCUCGACGCCCACGACUCCUUCUCCAACAACAUCACCUCGCUGCUCACCACCCUCCUGGACGCCGAUGUCUCCGUCCUGACCAUCGACGACCCUGCCCUCCUCGUGCCGCCGCUGUCCACCCAUUCUCACCCCCUCCACCCCUCCCAAGAAGUUCAAAAUCAGAAUGGCGAAGACGAAGCCGCCCUCCGCGCCCGCUUCACCGCCGAGCUGCGCCGCUACGACGCCCUCGUGUGCGGGCCGGGCCCCGGCAGCCCGGACAACCCGGCCGACGUCGGCGUGAUGCGCUUCGUGUGGCAGCUCGCCGACGACGACCGCGAAGAAAUCCUGCCCGUGCUGGGCGUGUGUCUGGGCUUCCAGAGCCUGGUGCGCGCGCACGGCGGGCGGGUCGGCAGGCUUGCGCGUGGCCUGCACGGCAUGGUCAGGGAGAUUGUGCACCGCGGCGCGGCUGCGGGGGCCGGUGAGGGAGGGGAUGUUUUUGAGGGGGUCGGCCGGUUCAGGGCGACGCUUUAUCAUAGUCUGUGUGGGGAUGUUGGGCAGGCGGAGGUCGGGGACGAGCGGGAGUGGGAGGCGGCGAGGUGGCGGCCGUUCGCGAGGUGUCCUGAUCUGGUGCCGCUUGCGUGGGUGGAGGAGGAGCGGGAGGGCCGGGCGAAGGAGAGGAUCCUGAUGGCUGUUAAGCACAGGACGAAGCCGUUCUGGGGCGUGCAGUAUCACCCGGAGUCGGUCUGCACUGAGGAGGAGGGGAAUAAAGUCAUUGUGAACUGGUUCCGAGAGGCGCAGAGGUGGAACGCGCAGAGAGGGAGAGUCGCUGUGACGGAAGGGAUUGGGCUGGCCCGAGCAGCGACGAAGCCGAGUUUGUUGUCGCAGCUUGCUGGCGGAGCGGCUGAACACGACGGCCCCCGGCAGUGGUGGGAGGAGUUCGAGGCGAACCCGGCGCUGCAGUCUCUUACGGUGCCGCUGCCGCCCGGCGUGCAGGUUCCGGAUAUCGUGGAGGCUGUCGGCGCCGAGUGCUUAGAGCAAAUCGUGCUUGACUCGGCGAACGCAGCCCCCGCGACGUCUAGGGCUGAUGUGCGUGGACGGUACAGCAUCAUUGCGGCCGGGUUGGACGAGGCUCUGCGUGUCGAGCACCACGUCGGCGAUUCCUAUGUCACCGUCAAAGUUGGAGGUCUCGGGCGUCCGUCUAUGCACUCGUCAGACAAGAUCCCGCUUGCGCAGUACGGCAGCGUAUGGGGUCUGAUCGCGGCGUUUCACGAGGCGCGGCGUUUGGAGGCCGCAGAGCCAGCGUACUCCCCCUUCGUCGGCGGCUUCAUAGGCUACAUCACAUACGAGCAAGGCUUGAGCGAUAUUGGCGUCUUCCUGGAGCAACCACGUGCGCAUCGGCGGCCUGAUAUUUGCCUUGUCUGGGUCACCAAAAGCAUUGUCGUCGACCAUCUGCAGGGGUUGGUCCAUGUCCAGCACCUCAGUUCCAACUUCUCACACGUCGGUGACCGCUGGGUGGAGAAGACGGCGGACAAGCUGCGGUCGCUGCAGAACCCUCGACGUCGACCGUCUUUUGCCUUGCCAGACGAAGCGUUGAAAGCCCAGUCCCCCAAGGCACGGCGUCCUUCACGAAGUGGUUCGAUCCAGACACCUCAAACAAAGGAGUACGAAGCCAAAGUCCGAAUAUGCCAAGAAUACAUCGCAGCCGGCGAGUCCUACGAGCUCUGCCUAACCGAUCAGACGACGCUCACCCGCCCCUUGAGCGCUCAGGCGCCUCGCACCGACACCAUCACCCCCCUCUCUCCCUCGCGGAAGCAACAGCAGCGUCGCUAUUCCAACUGCCCUGGCCCCCUGCUCUCCUCGUCGUCCUGGGCCCUCUUCAAACGGCUCCGCACGCACCAGCCGGCGCCCUUCGCAUCGUACCUCCGCCUCGGCGGCGCGACCCUCGUCAGCGCGUCGCCGGAGCGCUUCCUGACCUACGACCGCGCCGGGCGCUGCUCGAUGCGGCCGAUGAAGGGCACGGUGCGCAAGUCGGAGCGCGUGGCGACGCUCGCGCAGGCCGAGCGCAUCCUGCACGUGCCCAAGGAGGAGGCCGAGAACCUGAUGAUCGUCGACCUGGUCCGGCACGACCUGCACGGCGUGUGCGGCGCCGGCAACGUGACCGUGCCCCACCUGCUCAAGGUCGAGGAGUACCAGAGCGUGUUCCAGAUGAUCACCGUCGUCGAGGGCCAGCUGCCUGCGCGUGCUCGGGGUGAAGACGCCUCGUCUUCGUACACGGGCCUGGACGUCCUCGCCGCUAGCCUGCCGCCGGGCAGCAUGACGGGCGCGCCGAAGAAGCGGAGUUGCGAGAUCCUGAGGGAGAUUGAAGGCCAUCAGGAGAGGGGACUCUACUCGGGUGUGGUGGGGUACAUGUGCGCGACGGGGCGGGGCGACUGGAGCGUGACGAUCCGGAGUCUGUUCCGGUGGGAUGAUGAGCAGGUGGUUGUCAACGGCGAUGACGGGCCUGAGAAGCGCGAGGUGUGGCGGAUUGGGGCUGGAGGCGCCGUCACCAUUUUGAGUACCCCAGAGGGCGAGAGGGAGGAGAUGUUCACGAAGCUUGCCGGGCCGCUGCGGGUGUUUGGAGAGCAGGCGUGCUGGUAGUCGAAUCUGGGUUUGGCGUUGCGUUUCAAGGGGCUGGAACCUCUCAUCAGGGAUCUAGAUGCGGGCGAGGUGGGAUAGACAGGAGGAGGAUGGAUACUCAACGUGUCUGGGAACCAUAUCAAAAGCGAUGGCGUUCUGACGGGUUUAGACAUUUGAAGGCUCAACGGCGGCAUUCUGGGAUACAAGGCUUUAACGCGUUGUACAAUAACCGGUCAAGAACUUUGACAUAUGGGGUUGGAAUAACAAUGUGAAAUGUCUCUCCAUGCCGUUAAGCCUGCCCCU
Thermothielavioides terrestris NRRL 8126 is the source of this 3208-nucleotide messenger RNA. RefSeq lists its product as uncharacterized. Bases 287 to 2926 code for a protein of 879 amino acids. Gene Ontology annotation, biological process: L-tryptophan biosynthetic process. The record is from RefSeq and is a predicted model, not a curated record. The transcript has a single exon. Lineage: Eukaryota; Fungi; Ascomycota; Sordariomycetes; Sordariales; Chaetomiaceae.